This is a messenger RNA of Leptopilina heterotoma, 3524 nucleotides long. RefSeq lists its product as uncharacterized. The record is from RefSeq and is a predicted model, not a curated record. NCBI's taxonomy places the organism in Eukaryota, Metazoa, Arthropoda, Insecta, Hymenoptera, Figitidae. The transcript is spliced from 5 exons. Bases 164 to 2647 code for a protein of 827 amino acids.
GCUACAACUGACCAUAUUCGCCUAGGCCAAUUUCCGGAUUUCCGGCAGAUCGGUGUAAACUUGCGUGAGAGCUCCAGGACUUAGUCCAUUAAAAUUUAGUGGCGAGCAGAACAGGGAAGCAUUAUUUCAUCAGAGGGAUCAAAGGGAUCAGAGCUACGAAGCAAUGGCAGAUUUGGAACGUGCUGACAACGUUGAGGGUGAUUCAGACUACUCUGAUAAUGAUGUUGAAGAUUCAGCCACUGAUGAGGAAGAUGAUGAUGAUGAUGAUGAUGAUGAAGAAGUAGUGGGUGAUGAUGAUAUUUCAGAGGAAGAUCCUGAAGAAAUUCCAGCGGACAAUGAUGAAGACGGUCACAUCAAUGACAAUGAAAAUGUCGAAAUGGAAAUUGAUAAUAAUCAAGAAGCAAUGAUAGUGAAUCCCCAAGUUGCAUAUUUCACAGGAUGGAAUAUUGUUGGUAUGCGCGUGCCAUUGCAAUAUAACCAAAAUGUGUCAGCUGUUGACAUCUUAAUGUUAUCGUUGGCACAGUUCAUAAGGCACAAGUCUACUUAUGAACAACUGAUCAGUAUCCUUAAAGGGUAUAAACUAAUGUUCAGACAUAUUAAUAUACCCACAACCAAGGAUGCAUUAUGGAGAGUACUUGGCCGAACGGGCGAAAACACUAAUUACCGUUUCUUUUGCUCCCAGUGCAAAGAUGAAGUAGGUGAAGGAAUGGUGAGAGUGAGGUGCCGUUGCGGAAGAUGUGGCCCAGACGAAAACGAGACCUUCAUUGCUGUUUACGUGCAAAUACUUCUGCGUCCUCAAAUAACUGAUUUACUGCAACUUCCAAACAUGGCAGAAGCUUUGCGGUAUAAGUAUAACAGAAUAAAGUUAGAUGAGGAAGCCGUUGAAGAUAUUUACGAUGGAGAACAAUAUAAGCUACUGAGUGAACCUGGUGGAUUUUUAGAGAAUCCAAACAAUUUCUCGUUUACUUUGUGGACCGAUGGACUUAAAUUGACAAAAUCCUCCCGUGCUUCUACGUACCCUGUAGUACUUCAACUAAACGAACUGUCUCCAUUUUCCAGAAAAAAAAAUUUAUUGUUGGCGGGUUUGUGGGUCUCGGAUGAGCAUCCAGCAACCAUGAAUACAAUACUGCGGCCAACAGUAAAUGAGCUAAGAGAUUUAUACGUAAACGGAAUACGUUGGAGACCAGAUGGCGGAGAAGAAGUGACUAGUAAAUUUAUAAUCACCACUCUUACCGCUGAUUCUCCGGCUAAAUCCGAUGUUCUCAGGGCGAAAAGGUAUAAUGGAGAAAAUGGAUGCCCUGCUUGUCUUGCUCCAGGAGAGACUGUUGACAAUAGACGAGUUUAUGCUGCAGAGGAAUAUGAAAUGCGACGGGAUGACACCUUCAGGCAUGACGCAUUGCAAGCAAUUGCCAGAGGCACGCCAGUAAAUGGAAUAAAAGGGUUCACAGCUUUAGCAAGACUGCCACACUUUGAUCUGGUAGAUGGUGUCGUUGUUGAUCCCGCACACAAUCCUUUUUUGGGAGUUGCCAAACGUUUGGUUGAACGUUUUGUAUCCGAUGUAGACGAUCCUUGGUACAUCGGAACUCCUGAUCAGAAGGCAAUAAUUGAUGAAAGGAUAUUAACAAUAAAACCACCUUCAAGGAUCUCCAGAUCUCCACGCAGCAUAAAUACCUACAGAAUGUGGAAAAUAUCAGAGUGGCGUAAUUGGCUGCAGUAUUAUGCACUUCCAUGUUUACACAACAUAUUGCCUCAGGAAUAUUUUGAUCACUUAACGUCUCUCUGUGUUGCAAUAAAUAUUUUAAAUUCUUCAUCGAUUUCUCAUGACAAAUUUAACACCGCCAAAGAUUUAAUUGCUCAAUUUGUCAAAGAUUAUCAAAGGCUAUAUGGCUUGAGGCACAUGCUCUUCAACGUGCACAUAUUAAAUCAUUUGGUGCAAUCUGUGGAGAAUUGGGGUCCUCUGUGGGUAUUCUCGGCUUUACCAUUUGAAUCCUUAAAUAAGAACAUUGUCGAUUUUGUUAAGAGCCCACAUCACAGAGCCGAUCAAAUCACAACUAGAUUCUUCAUGAAGAAAUUCAUAUCCGUUGCACCAAGGCUUAUGGAAAUCGAUGAAGGAAUAAGGAACGAAGUUAAUCACCUUCUUAAAAUAAAACAUCAUCAUAUAGAAGGAACAGCAGAAGGUAAUUAUUAUUUAGCAAAGGGAAGAACCAUACUUUGUGCUCCAACCAACGAAGAAGUGCGUCUUGUAAGACAAGCGGGGUUCAGAAUAAAUCCGGCAGCACCUAUUACCAGGACUAAUAAAGCCACCAUACAUGGUACGGAAUACCGGAGGAAGGACAAUUUAAGGAGAAAAUUUUGCAAUUCCAUAGCAUAUUGUAAACAGUCACCCCAUUGUGAUAGAACAACAUUCUACGAAAUUUCAACAAUUUUCUCCUAUUUUCACUAUGGUGAAACAGUUGCCGGAAUAGUGGGAAAACGAAUUCGAAGCAAUGGAGAUGCAUACGGAACUCCUCACAUGCAGUAUGCCAGUGUAAUGGAAGAAAAAGAAUUCGUCACAUACAGCAAUAUUAUUAGUCCAGGAUUUCUUCUUCCCAGCACCAACAAUGAUCUCGUCGUUGUUCCUUUGAGCAACGUGUGGGAAACUGAUUAAACAUCAAUUAAAGAAAAUUUGCAAAUACACACACACAUACAUACACACAUACAAAUUAUCAGCUACGCUUAUAUAUUUACAAACAUCAACAGACACACACACACUUGAGCCCCUGAAGAAUUAAUUGACAUCAUGCAGUAUUAUAAAAAAUGCAGGUUCCAGACGUUCAUCACGUAUGGAUGAAAUACUCCCAAGAAAUGAAUUACCUCUAUCAAUUGUACUUAUAUUUCAAUCGGCAACACAUAAAAAAACAGUGACUGACAAAGUCAAAUUAUUUACCGCACGUCGUUGUGAAUCGACACUACUUAUAAAGAGCAAAUGGAAAAUAAUUAAUUGAGUCACGAUAUUUGGCUAAAAAAUCAAAUCGUUGCAUUAAUUCUGGAGGAAAUUCAUGCCCAUCGACUUUGCAAUGGACAACCGAGCACAAACUAUGUUAUUUGCGAAGUUAUUCAAAGCUUCGCCUUCGUACAGUCAAGAUGUACAAGCAAAAAGGAGAAAAUAUAUACGCAGAAACUUUCAAUACUACCUUUUUAAAAACAAAUGGUAAAUUUAAAUUAAAAAAACCUUCAGAACUUCUGCAAUAGUCGGACGUUAUGCGUUACAUUGAUAUCUGGAGAUUAAAUUGGAAAGAAUGAAAAGUUCAUAAAUUUCUUCAUAGCAGUUUAUUGUCAAAGGUACAGCUUCUUCUACAUGUGACCGCAAUUUUGAAUCCUAUGGACAUCCCAUCCAACGGGUUUGAAGGAAAUUAAUUCUGCCUAAUGAAAAUUCAACUAUUUUCAAAGAAUCUUAAUUAAAAGAUUCCAAAAAUCUAAUUUUUUUAGAUUUUCUAAAUUAAAUGAUUCAAAAGUUCAACAAUGUCAUUAAAAAAUAUUUGAAU